Molecule: messenger RNA, 1960 nt
Organism: Capsicum annuum
Lineage: Eukaryota; Viridiplantae; Streptophyta; Magnoliopsida; Solanales; Solanaceae
Product: glutamate decarboxylase 4
Exons: 7
Coding region: 121-1671 (516 amino acids)
Biological process (GO): L-glutamate catabolic process
Cellular component (GO): cytosol
Molecular function (GO): glutamate decarboxylase activity; pyridoxal phosphate binding
Source: RefSeq, a predicted model, not a curated record
CUUUCUCCCUUUCCCUCCAAACAAUUACCACAAAAAAAAAAACUCAUCAUAAUUCUCCUCUCUUUUUAUACCAAAGUUUUAAUUUUAUUAUAUUUCAUAUUCUUUUCAUUUUUUUUAACUAUGGUUCUUUCAAAAACAACAUCUGAAUCUGAUGUUUCUGUUCAUUCCACCUUUGCUUCGCGCUAUGUUCGAGCUUCACUUCCAAGGUUUGAGAUGCCAGAGAAUAGUAUACCAAAAGAAGCAGCAUACCAAAUAAUUAAUGAUGAAUUAAUGCUUGAUGGAAAUCCAAGGUUGAAUUUGGCAUCAUUUGUUACAACAUGGAUGGAACCAGAAUGUAAUAAACUUAUGAUGGAUUCAAUUAACAAAAAUUAUGUUGACAUGGAUGAAUAUCCUGUUACCACUGAACUUCAGAAUCGGUGUGUGAACAUCAUAGCGCGUUUAUUCAACGCGCCAUUGGAAGAGGAAGAAACCGCGAUCGGGGUUGGCACAGUGGGUUCAUCAGAGGCUAUAAUGUUAGCAGGCCUGGCCUUUAAGAGACUUUGGCAAAACAAACGUAAAGCUGAGGGAAAGCCUUAUGAUAAGCCCAAUAUUGUUACUGGUGCUAACGUUCAGGUGUGUUGGGAGAAAUUUGCAAAUUAUUUUGAAGUGGAAUUGAAAGAAGUGAAGCUAAGGGAAGGUUACUACGUGAUGGAUCCAAUUCAAGCUGUGGAAAUGGUAGAUGAGAAUACUAUUUGUGUUGCUGCAAUUUUGGGUUCAACUCUUAAUGGUGAAUUUGAAGAUGUCAAGCUAUUGAAUGAUCUUUUGAUUCAAAAGAACAAACUAACUGGAUGGGACACACCAAUACAUGUAGAUGCAGCAAGUGGUGGAUUUAUUGCACCAUUUAUUUACCCAGAGUUGGAAUGGGACUUUAGGUUACCAUUAGUUAAAAGUAUUAAUGUGAGUGGACAUAAAUAUGGACUUGUCUAUGCUGGUAUUGGUUGGGUUAUUUGGAGAACCAAACAAGAUUUGCCUGAAGAACUUAUUUUCCAUAUCAAUUAUCUUGGUGCUGAUCAACCUACUUUUACUCUCAAUUUCUCCAAAGGUUCAAGUCAAGUCAUUGCUCAAUAUUAUCAACUUAUCCGCUUGGGCUACGAGGGAUAUCGAAACGUGAUGGAGAAUUGUCGUGAAAAUGCAAUUGUAUUGAAAGAAGGACUUGAAAAUACAGGACGUUUCAACAUAGUUUCAAAGGAUGAAGGUGUCCCAUUAGUUGCAUUUUCCCUCAAAGACAAUAGCAUCCACAAUGAAUUCGAAGUCUCCGAGACGCUCCGUAGGUUCGGGUGGAUUGUCCCGGCCUACACUAUGCCAGCCAACGCGCAACACGUCACGGUUCUGCGCGUUGUCAUCCGGGAGGACUUCUCCCGAACCCUGGCCGAGCGUCUCGUACUCGAUAUAGUCAAGGUGUUACAUGAACUUGAUACACUUCCAGCUAGGUUAAGUGCCAAAUUGGAAGUGGCUGAGGAAAAUAAUCUGAUCAUCCACCCAAAUGGCCCCACCGACCCCGCCGGGAUCAAGAAGGAUAAUAAUAAUAAUAAUAAUAAUAAGGGAAUAAAAAAAACAGAUAUUGAAGUGCAAAGGGAAGUUACUGAUUAUUGGAAAAAAUAUGUUUUAGCUAGGAAAGCAGCUGUUUGCUAGGGGCAUUACGGUCUUUUUUGCCUCGCCUGCUACUGAAAAGAGAGAGUCGAUGUCAUUAUUGAUGUCAUUAUUCACUUCGUUCGAGAACCAACUGCAUUUUAAUUUUAUUAUUAAUUAGAAAAAAAUAAUGAAUUUUCCUUUUUUUUUGUUUUGUAAGUUUUGUUGAGUGACUAACAAAAUUUUAUAAAGAAUGAUGAGUAUAUCAUGUUUUAUUUUUUUGGUUGUAAUGGUAACUUUUUCUUAGAACAUGUAUUUGUUCUAUUGAAUUAAUAUUAUGAUUGUUAUGUUA